UUCUUGACGUUCUUUGCCGGACUUCUCCCUCACAUCCUCAACAAAUUUUCUAAAAGUUAUAAAUCGUUUACUAAAGAAAACUUUGAUGACGACAGGUAAGUAUUAUUUUUCAAUGUAUGUAAUGCAUAAUCCUAACAUGGUGCUCUUUAACGAAUCUUAUGUUCUUCAGGAAAAUAAUAUUUUAAUUUUUUCAUGUUUAAAAUUGUUUUUUUUAUUAAAUCUGAAAUUCUCAGAUUCCAAAGAAUAUUAAAGGAAAGAAUUGAUUCAUUUAACGAGAAAUGGAAAGUCAAAUCUCUCUAUGUUGACAAAAUAACAAAAGUUGAGACGCAAGAAAAAAUUGAUUUCUGCGUAAGGAUACCAAGUGAUCAAGGUAAAGGUAAUUAUAUUCCUAUUUGCUUAAAAUGUUAAAUGUAUGAACUAAAUAUAUAGUUCUUUAUUAUAAUUGCCAGUGCUUUAGGCCUGGAAAAAAUAUAUCCCUUAUUUGUAAUUUGGUAAUUUAUAUAUUUUGCAAAUGUUCAAUUAAUCCCACCCCCCCCCCCCCCUCACAAUCGUUCCAUGCUAAAGAAAAAAAUAUAUUUAGCACAAUUCUAAGACAUUUACUUUUGUUUUUAAAUUGUAAGUGUACUGUGCUUAAAUAGUUUUUAACUAUAUGUGUGGGCAUUUUUUACAUAAAAACGUGGCGUUCCACAUGAAGAAAAAAUAACUUAACGGAAACGAUUUGCAACAAAGCAGUGAUGUGGGGGUGGAGGAGGGUCUGAGCUCGAGUUCGGAGCUCUGAAGCAGACUUUAAGUCUCACUGCUCCCUAAUUCAUAAAUUAAGCAAAUGAAUAAACUGAGCAUAGCAAAUAUUUCAGCGCUUUAAAAAGACAUUCCAUAAAUAAAAUAGGGGAUAAAAAACAAAACCCCAAAUUAAAGCAUAUAUUAAUUUCGUAUGUCUUUCAAACAAUCGCAAGACGUCUCAUGAACUAAACAAUCAAUUUGUCCAUUGAGUAACACGAUGUGUUUCAAAAGUAGUCACUGAUAAUAUAAGUGCUAGUUGUGCGUAUACACUUUGAACUACGUUUAAAUAGAAUGAAUUCAGAAGGUUAGUUAAAUUUUAAAAUUUUAAUUUGAAGUUCAAUACAGUAGAGAGAUGUCAUAAAAUAAAUGUCUUAAAUUCAGGACUUAUUAAUAAUUUAAUCAAUUUAAAUUGUGUUUUUUUUUCAUUUGAUAUUUAGUUGUAGGAAAUGUCAAGCAUGAUACACACACACACACACACACACAUAUAUAUAUAUAUAUAUAUAUAUAUAUAUAUAUAUAUAUAUAUAUAUAUAUAUAUAUAUAUAUAUAUAUAUAUAUAUUAGAUAGAUAGAUAGAUAGAUAGAUAGAUAGAUAGAUAGAUAGAUAGAUAGAUAGAUAGAUAGAUAGAUAGAUAGAUAGAUAGAUAGAUAGAUAGAUAGAUAGAUAGAUAGAUAGAUAGAUAGAUAGAUAGAUAGAUAGAUAGAUAGAUAUAGAUAUAAGGCGGUAGGGACAACAAUAAGUUGUCUCAUGAAAUAAUUAUUGAAUGUAUCUAUUAAUGAAUACGAUUCACGAUAAUUGUCUAAAAAAUUUUCCUAUUUUAAAAAAGUACUAGUUUUUUUAUCAUCGUUAGAUCGUCUUUAAGUAGAAUGUAUUAGCAAAAAAGGUUAAAUAACAUUACAAAUGGAAUAAAUUAGUGGGGUGUGAUAAAAAAAUGUCAGAAGUUUAUGACUUAUCAAUUGUUUAAUAAAUUUAAGGUUUCUUUCUUUCAUUUGAUAUUUAUUUGUUGGAAAUUUAAAAAUUCUGUUGGUAAAGAUUCAUCUUUAAAAUGUUUAGUAUCCUCUUAUUUUUUAACUUUCCGGCGCUCUUUAUUCCUUUAUAAACCAAAAAAUAAAUAAUCAUGGUACUCUAUGUCUAUUGAAGUAUUUAUUUUGUGAUGUGCUGUUAACAAUUGAUCCGUUAGAAGAUAUCUUGAAAUAAUAAUAAAAAUGUCUAACUGUUUAAUACUUGUAGGUAAUUCACAAAGUGGCACAAACAGUACGGUUGAUAGUCCCACAGAAAAUGAAAACAAUAAUGCACAAGGCAGUCAAGUAAUAUCAGGUAUUCAAUGGUAUUUAACUUUGAACGUGUACUUAAAAUUUGAUGAACCUUGGCCUAACAUCUCCUAUACAUCAAGUUCAAAUUGCAAAAUAAGUUUUAAAAAAUUGAUGAAAAUCUUUUCAUUCGUUUAAACAUUUAUACAAGGCGAUUUAUGUAUUAAAUGAUAGAAAAAUGAUAGACAGACAGACAGACAUAUAGAUAGAUAGAUAGAUAGAUAGAUAGAUAGAUAGAUAGAUAGAUAGAUAGAUAGAUUGAUAGAUAGAUAGAUAGAUUGAUAGAUAGAUAGAUAGAUAGAUAGAUAGAUAGUUAGAUAGAUAGAUAGAUAGAUAGAUAGAUAGAUAGAUAGAUAGAUAGAUAGAUAGAUAGAUAGAUAGAUAGAUAGAUAGAUAGAUAGAUAGAUAGAUAGAUAGAUAGAUAGAUAGAUAGAUAGAUAGAUAGAUAGAUAGAUAGAUAGAUAGAUAGAUAGAUAGAUGUCUCAUGAAAUAAUGUGUACAUUUUAUCAUUUUAAAAGAGUACUAGAUGUUGGAUAUAACCGUUAUAUCAUCUCUAAGUUGAAUGUAUUAACAAAAAAAAGGUUAACUUAAAUUUCAAGUGUAAUAUAGUAGUUCGAUGUGAUAAAUGAUUGCUUUAACAUUAUGUUUUUUUUAAAUUAUUUAAUAAAUUGAUUUUUUCAUUUUAUUUUUAAUUGUAGGAAAUGCUAACCAUGCUGAUGUUAAAGAAUCAGGCAUGGACUGUUUAAGAUCUUGUUUG
This is a messenger RNA of Lymnaea stagnalis (great pond snail), 2847 nucleotides long. NCBI's taxonomy places the organism in Eukaryota, Metazoa, Mollusca, Gastropoda, Lymnaeidae. The record is from the annotation of a GenBank genome assembly.